AUGAGAGCUGCCCAACCGCAUACACACCCAGUAGGAGCUCAAGGAGACCAACAUUAUCCACCGGCCGAACUGCAUCACUCUCGACGAAAUCCACUGGUUCGUGUGCAAGCCCAGACACUGCCACAGCGAGAAGAGCAUGCAUCUCCUCAGCACGAGUAUUUGAAGAAUACCGAUCAGAGGCGUAAUCGCUACUACAGGACAGACCGAGGAGAUGAGAACACCGUAGCUGCUCGUUCGUCCAGUAACGCAGUGAAGAAACAGGUUUCGAAUUGGUCACACAAGACAAGAGACGAAAUACUGUGUGAGCUGUUCCUUGAGAAAAACAUUGAUCUACGGAGUUCUCGAAAACUUGGUUGUGGUAGAUACAGUAAAGUAAUCACAGGGCAUUUUGUUUCAAAUGGACAUGCGGUGAGUAGUUUACCUGAAUCACUCUCGAGUUUACAGGGUUACAGAGCCACAAAUCGACCCGUGAAGGAGCACCAGGCGAUGAUUUGGAUGUCUCAAGUAAUAUCUGCAGUAUAUUACAUGCAUACGCGUGGAAUUGUACAUCGCGAUCUCAAAUUGGAAAAUAUCGUCAUCUUUCCGGACGAAGGCAUCAUCAAAAUCAGUGAUUUCGGAUUCGCACGUAGCGUGAUACGAGGGGACGCCCUUUCCGAAACAUACUGCGGAUCGAAAUCAUAUUCUGCACCGGAAAUAUUGAAAGGCGAGCCAUAUGAUCCAUACAAAUCCGAUGUUUGGUCAGUUGGAGUGAUCGCAUUUGUGAUCGUGACAGACUGCAUGCCGUAUUUUGUGAGAAGCGUCCCAAAUCCACAAAUUGUGGAAGCACAGAGACUUCGAGCGUAUGAAUAUCCCGCUAAACUACAUCUCUCAGCCGAGUGUCGCUUCUCAAUUGACACCAUGAUGACGUUCUCAUGGCGUGAUCGACCUAAUAUAUCCCAUUGCGGUUGUCUGCCGUGGUUUCAGUCAUUACCGCCUAACGCUUCACACGGGUUGAAAAUCCACAUUCUCGACUGA
Messenger RNA from Ostertagia ostertagi, 1014 nucleotides. NCBI's taxonomy places the organism in Eukaryota, Metazoa, Nematoda, Chromadorea, Rhabditida, Trichostrongylidae. The record is from the annotation of a GenBank genome assembly.